Odobenus rosmarus divergens (Pacific walrus) is the source of this 1512-nucleotide messenger RNA. It is a transcript of the gene CLYBL, whose product is annotated as citrate lyase beta like. Gene Ontology annotation, biological process: regulation of cobalamin catabolic process. NCBI's taxonomy places the organism in Eukaryota, Metazoa, Chordata, Mammalia, Carnivora, Odobenidae. The transcript is spliced from 8 exons. The record is from RefSeq and is a predicted model, not a curated record. Gene Ontology annotation, molecular function: (S)-citramalyl-CoA lyase activity. The coding region runs from base 12 to 1034 and encodes 340 amino acids.
GCGUCCGGAAGAUGGCGUUGCGUCUGCUGUGGAGAGCUCUCCAUGGAACGGCGGCGGCGGCGCUGCCGAGGCUGAAACCAUUUCUGGCAGCUGAUGUGCCCAGGCUUGGAUAUAGUUCCUCAUCCAAUCAUAGGUACAUUCCCCGGAGGGCAGUGCUCUAUGUACCUGGAAAUGAUGAAAAGAAAAUAAAGAAGAUUCCCUCCCUGAAUGUAGAUUGUGCAGUGCUCGACUGUGAGGAUGGUGUGGCUAUGAACAAAAAGAAUGAAGCUCGACUGAGAAUAGUAAAAACGCUUGAAGACUUUGAUCUGGGCCCAACCGAAAAGUGUGUGAGAGUCAACUCGGUGUCCAGCGGUCUGGCCGAAGAGGACCUGGAGACCCUCCUGCAGUCCCGGGUCCUUCCCUCUAGCCUGAUGCUGCCCAAGGUGGAAAGUCCUGAAGAAAUCCAGUGGUUUUCAGACAAAUUUUCCUUCUACUUAAAAGGCCGAAAACUUGAACAACCUAUGAAUUUAAUCCCUUUUGUGGAAACUGCAAUGGGUUUGCUCAAUUUUAAGGCCGUGUGUGAAGAAGCACUAAAGACCGGACCUCAAGUGGGUCUUUUUCUAGAUGCAGUCGUUUUUGGAGGAGAAGACUUUCGAGCCAGCAUAGGUGCAACAAGUAGUAAAGAAACCCAAGAUAUUCUGUAUGCCCGACAGAAGAUUAUCGUUACGGCAAAGGCCUUUGGUCUGCAGGCCAUAGAUCUGGUGUACAUCGACUUUCGAGAUGGAGAGGGCCUCCUCAGGCAGUCAAGGGAAGGAGCUGCAAUGGGAUUUACCGGUAAGCAGGUGAUACACCCUAACCAAAUUGCCGUGGUGCAGGAAGAGUUUUCUCCUUCCCCUGAAAAAAUUAAGUGGGCUGAAGAACUAAUCGCUGCCUUUAAAGAACAUCAACAAUUAGGAAAGGGAGCCUUUACUUUCCAAGGGAGUAUGAUCGACAUGCCAUUACUGAAGCAAGCCCAGAACAUUGUUACGCUUGCCACAUCCAUCAAGGAAAAAUGAUCUGUUAAAUGAAGCUCUCAUCAGGUGGGCUGAACAUAUACAGUGGGUUUCUUAAAGACAAACCAUAAUACUCAAGGCAACUUGUUAGUAUGCCAGAUUGGAACCUUUCUCCCAUUUACAGUUCAUGUUAAUCACAAUUUUUGUGGGUAUAUUAUCUCACUGGCCAGUUAUUCCUCUAAAAAUGAACUUUCUCCUUUUUGAUUCCAAGCUUAGGACUUUAUUGCUCAUUAAUGUGUUACAAAUAUGCACUUAUGAUUUCACAGGGCGAUAAAAUAGUGGAGAGAGAUGGGCUGGGGGAUGUUAGGUCUUUAAUGAAACAGAUCUUUCUCGAAUAUGCCCGCUCCCUUCACAUUUCUCAUGUUAGGUGUUUCCCACAUUGUUCAUUAGCCGACACUGUAAAUAAUUUUAAGGCCAGUCUUGUGCCUCAGUCGUUAAGCAUCUGCCUUGGGCUCCGGUCAUGAUCCCAGGGCCCUGGGAU